This is a messenger RNA of Xyrichtys novacula (pearly razorfish), 582 nucleotides long. NCBI's taxonomy places the organism in Eukaryota, Metazoa, Chordata, Actinopteri, Labriformes, Labridae. The record is from the annotation of a GenBank genome assembly.
AUGGACAACAGGAAGUGCCUCCAGAAAAGGAAGCACAUCAAGGAGGAAGAAACAGAAGGUAGGUUGCUUUAAUUUUCGGAGGAGAUUAUUCUAAUGGGUUCACAAAAUGUGCUCGAAUGAUUAAAGGGCUUUUUUAUGUUCUCUCGCAGACUCGGCAGAAGUCUCCCAGUACCAGCCGGGCCAUAGCCCCGGCAGCAGCAGCAGCAGGCCCCUCUUCCCUUUAAAGAGCAAGGCCUCUGCAUCUGCCUCUGAGCCCGACGAAUUGAGGCCUUCCAUGAGGGCCUCCGCAUCCUUCUCCCGGCCGACACGCUGCACUGUCUACAGGAGGAGACGCAGGGCUCAGAAGGACACGAGCCUGGCGAGCCCUGCCCCGUCUGCAGAAUGCCCAAACAACACAAGCUGUGGGUCUGCCAGAUUUGCGGCCAGCCAGCGCAGGCAGACUUUGGCCACAGCCAGUACAUGGCGGGUAGCAGUAGGGAGGUUUUCUACGCCAUGUUCGAGGGAAAGACGGUGGAGGUGUGGCUGGCGGAGAGGAGAGCUGGGCGGAGGGAAGACGGCCCUGCACCGGACUCUGCCCAAUGA